GAUUUUGAGUAUGCCAUUAUAUUUAUGUGUGUAUGUAUAUUAGAAAAUAAACUGAUUUAUAUCUCUCACAAUUUCCGUUUGUGAAAAUAAUUGACUACGGUAUUAUCCUUUAGUUAGUAUUAACAAAAUGUCUGCGCCCAUGAAACAACUUGUGUUUGGCUGAUACAAGCACUUUUUCCCUGAGGACAAUAGGGAAGAACAGCAGAUGUCACAGUGACAUUUCAUGCCAUACUAGGCACUCAUUAUCGGGUUGACGAGUAACUUCUGCAAAGUUGAUAGAUAAAGUUCGGUUAAAUUGAAAAAUGAAAAAAAAUCUACAAUCUGCGUCCCAGUAACAGACAACCACGAAAUUCAGCUGACAUGUCAUCCUGGACUUCAACUGUCAGGCGUGGGAUAACACAAUAAUAUAUUUGGUGGGGGCAUUGGGUUCAACAAUAAAUCCCUAAAAUGGCCCUGUUGGAAUAUGAAAACCAAAUGUUUCUGGAUUCAUUCCAUGAAGAUGGACUGACACUUUUGGCAAAGGGCCUUGGUAUUGACAGAAUCUUUGUUAACUUCUUGAAAGUGUAUUCUGACCCAGGCAGUUUAGUUUUGGUGUUGAACACAUCCACUACUGAAGAGGAAUACUUCAUUGAACAGUUGGAAUCCCAAGGAGUGAAACCACUUCCAAAAGCUAUUACGAAUGAAUUCAGCGCCAAUGAUAGGUUAAACACGUAUGUUGAGGGUGGAGUGUUGUUUAUUACGUCUCGGAUCCUGGUGGUUGACCUGCUGACCGACAGAGUGCCCAUUGAUCAUGUCACAGGCAUCCUUGUCUACAAGGCUCACAAAAUUAUUGAGUCAUGUCAAGAGGCCUUCAUUUUGCGCCUUUACAGGUCAAAGAACAAAACAGGAUUUAUCAAGGCUUUCUCUGCCAGCCCAGAGUCAUUCACCUCAGGCUUCUGCCAGGUAGAGAGGGUUAUGAAGAACUUGUUUGUCAAGAAGCUGUUCUUAUGGCCCCGCUUCCACGCCAGUGUCGUGUCGUGCAUGGAAAAACACAAGGUGGAUGUGAUUGAGCUGCAGGUGCAGAUGACGUCCACCAUGACGGCGUGUCAGACAGCACUGCUGGACCUCAUCAAUGCCUGCGUCAAUGAGCUGAAGAGAUGUACACCCAGUAUUGAUACAGAUGAAAUCACAGUGGAGAAUGCUUUAGCCAAAUCUUUUGACCGAGCUAUUCGACAACAGCUGGACCCAAUAUGGCACCAGUUAGGUGCUAAAGCAAGACAGCUUGUCUCCGAUCUUAAAACUCUCCGACUCAUCCUCAAACACCUUACCCAGUAUGACUGUGUGACCUUCUAUAGCCUGGUGCAUUCAGUGAGGACAAAUGAAAAGACGUUUGGUCAGAACACUGGUUGGCUGUUUCUAGAUGCUGCUGACAGUCUGUUUGUGCAUGCUAAAGACCGAGUCUGGAAGUCCGCACCCAAGAAGAAGAAAACCGGAACUGAAGAUGAUGACAAGGUGAAGGAGGAACCAAUCCCAGUGCUGGAGGAGUGCCCCAAGUGGAAGGUGUUGAAGGAGGUGCUGCAAGAAAUUGAAGAGGAAAACAAAAAGAGUGACCCUGACCUUGGCCCUGGUCGAGUCCUUGUCUGUGCCGAGGAUGACCGCACAUGCAGCCAGUUGAAGGAGUUCCUGUGUGAUGGCGGCAAGUCUAUGUUAGCCCGACUCUACAACAAGUUCCUAGCUGUGAAAGGCGGCCAUGUUGAAGGGGAGAAAGAUAGAAAGCAGUUUUCAAGGAAAAGGAAAGGUCACGGCAAGGGUCAAAAGUCAGCUCCUGAAGUGUUGACCUUGACCCAGAUGAUUGAUGCAAACAAAGAGUUAGCUGAAGGAGACCAGCACUCUGAUACCUCAGAUGACACCCCCCUGUCAUCCCAAGACGCCUACUACGGGGUUCUGCCAGAGCCGUUGACCAUCCUGCACCCCCUCCACGGCUGCACUGAUCCCCAUGGACUGACCCGCACCCUCCGGGAGGUGGAACCCAGAUAUGUUGUGUUGUACGAUGCCGACAUGCAGUUUGUACGACAGAUAGAGGUGUAUCGUGCCACACGACCAGAGGUCCCGCUGAGAGUGUACUUCCUGCUGUAUGGCAGCUCGGUAGAUGAGCAGAAAUAUCUCACCACUCUCAGACGGGAGAAGGAUGCCUUUGAACAUCUCAUCAAACAAAAAGCUACAAUGGUGAUCCCAGAGGAGAGGGAUGGUAAACUGGAUGACGACCCGACCAACCAGCAGAGAGUAGCACGGAGAUUCGGAACUACUCCAGCAAAUGAAACUGUCAGCUCUCGGAAAGGGGGCGCAGUCAAAGAAGUCCAGCAGAGAGUGAUCGUAGACAUGAGGGAGUUCCGCAGUGAAUUACCGUCUCUUAUUCAUCGGAAAGGAAUCGACAUUGAACCAGUUACAAUAGAGGUAGGGGAUUACAUCUUGACCCCUGACAUUUGUGUUGAGAGGAAGAGUGUGAGUGAUCUGAUUGGAUCUCUCAACAAUGGCCGACUCUACAACCAGUGCGUCUCCAUGUGUAGAUUUUACAAGAGGCCCGUUCUGCUGAUUGAGUUUGAUGCCAACAAGUCCUUUGCUCUCCAGGGCAAGUAUCCAAUGUCCAAUGAUAUUUCCAUCCAAGAUGUAUCGUCCAGGCUGUCCAUCUUGACCCUGCACUUCCCCAAGCUGAGAAUCUUGUGGUGCCAGAGUCCCUAUGCCACUGCAGAAUUGUUUGAAGAACUGAAGAAAGGUCGUCCUCAGCCUGAUGCAGCGACUGCGAUGACUGUGACGACUGGGGAGGGAACAGUGGAGUGGACAGACAAGUACAACCAUAGUCCUCAGGACUUCCUGCUAAGAAUGCCAGGAGUGAACUCCAAGAACUACCGCUAUAUCAUGAAUAAAGUACAGGACUUGUCCGAGCUAAGCACGUUGUCGGAGGAGGAACUGUCAAGCAUUAUGGGUAAUGCCCAACAAGCCAAUCAGCUCUAUACCUUCCUUCACACAGAACAGAAACAGAUGGAGGUUGUAGCCACCUCAAGCAAAUCACGAUUUGAAAAUAAGAAAGCUUUUAAACGAAAGAGGUGAUAUCCCUUUCAAAUUAAUUGUGGAAAAUUCUGAAAAAAUGUUCUGGUAUGAUGUUCAGUGAUGAUAUCAGGUAUGAUGUUCACUAAUGAUAUUCAGGUAUGAUGUUCAGUGAUGAUAUCAGGUAUGAUGUUCACUAAUGAUAUUCAGGUAUGAUGUUCAGUGAUGAUAUUCAGGUAUGAUGUUCACUGAUGAUAUCAGGUAUGAUGUUCACUAAUGAUAUUCAGGUAUGAUGUUCAGUGAUGAUAUCAGGUAUGAUGUUCCUCUUCACCUGUAAGAAGUAAUGCUAAAAUGAUGAUACAAGCUCUUGGCAUGUCACUGACUGAUAUCAAAAGCAGUAACUCUUGGAAACUUGACAAAUGGAGCAAGCACAACACAUGGUGCAUAUUGAACAGGCUGUUUACGGACUCGCUGUGAACAAGGUUGAGUGUUGAACAGAUGUGUUGAGGGUAACACAGUGGGCACACUUUGUAACCAAAAUGUAAUUGUUGCACUGAAAUGGUUGCAGCGUCUCAAGAACUACUUGAAGAAGAAUUAAAUGGAAAGGAUGAAUUUAUUGUGAGGGAUACUGGAACCUAUUGAAACACUGACCCAGAAGUCUGUUAUCAAGAGACUUGAAAGUUCUAGAACUGACCAAAUGAGAUGCCAUUUCAAAAUUGACAUGGCACACAAAAUAUUGUAUUUAAACUUUUGUUUAAAAAAUGAAAUUUUGAAAUGAUGCA
Haliotis rubra (blacklip abalone) is the source of this 3806-nucleotide messenger RNA. RefSeq names its product DNA repair endonuclease XPF-like. Lineage: Eukaryota; Metazoa; Mollusca; Gastropoda; Lepetellida; Haliotidae. Gene Ontology annotation, cellular component: nucleotide-excision repair factor 1 complex. Gene Ontology annotation, molecular function: single-stranded DNA binding; single-stranded DNA endonuclease activity; damaged DNA binding. The record is from RefSeq and is a predicted model, not a curated record. Gene Ontology annotation, biological process: nucleotide-excision repair involved in interstrand cross-link repair; double-strand break repair via homologous recombination; resolution of meiotic recombination intermediates.